AUGUCGGCCUCGCUGACCGCGACUGCCAAAGCGACUAACGCGACCGUGCCUAAAACAUCGACAAAGCCAUUAAAGUCAAAAAUCAUCAAGUUGCCAUUACCAUCAGCCCUCCUGGCGCGGUUUCCACACGAAAAGCCCGUUCGAAAGCCAUCCCCAUCCGAGGCCUCUUCAUCGUCCACGUCCACCCCAGCGGCACCAGCUGUCGAACCACCGCCCUCGACCAACACCUCCGAAGCCAACUCGACACCAUUACCAAACGGCACCGCCUCGGACUCGACCACACUGGCGCCUCCGCCGAACGGUGCUAAGAGGAAGGGCAUACCUGGACCGAAGCCUGGCGCCAAACGGGGACCCUCACUCCUCGACGGCGUAACUAAGCUGAGAGGCAAGCCAGGACCUAAGAAGAAACCCCGACUGUAA
Molecule: messenger RNA, 420 nt
Organism: Coniosporium apollinis CBS 100218
Lineage: Eukaryota; Fungi; Ascomycota; Dothideomycetes
Exons: 1
Coding region: 1-420 (139 amino acids)
Biological process (GO): chromatin remodeling
Cellular component (GO): Ino80 complex
Source: RefSeq, a predicted model, not a curated record